Acaulospora colombiana is the source of this 1031-nucleotide messenger RNA. Lineage: Eukaryota; Fungi; Glomeromycota; Glomeromycetes; Diversisporales; Acaulosporaceae. The record is from the annotation of a GenBank genome assembly.
UCGCUGCUCGACAUGCUAACGAGUUGGAGGCUGCAUAUGCCAGUUUUUAUUCUUCCGUCGCUGACACUGCGACCUCUGAAGCCGGGAAAGAGGCAGGACCCACGAAUGCAUCCCAGUCUAAAGAAGGAAUGGAUCUCGAGGAUAUUCAGUGGUAUCGCGAUCAUCCGAUUGUGGUGCGCGACUACGCCUUCGAAGAGGAUGAUGAACGCUUUUCUAAAGUGCCUUUGGAACUGAAGCCGGCCUCUGAGCGACCUCCUCAACACAGAAUAGGUAUUUUCACUUUUUUCUUUUCAUUAAGACGCGUCGAGUCUCACUAUGGAUCUUCAGUUGGUCAACAUAGAUGGGACGUUACGUAUAACGAAGACGAAGACGAAGAUGAAUGGGGAUGGCCUAUCGGUACUAUAACCGGAGGCAGUGUGCCCCUGAGUGCGCCUAUUACGGGUGGACAGCGUGCAGAACUCAAGAAUCGAUCAAGAGCUUGGAAUGGUCUGGGAAACCGAGGGGUUGGUGGGCGAUGGACGGAGAUUAGCGAGGAAGAAAGUAGUGGAUUCUAUGAAGAAAGUGGAGAAGAAGAACAUGAAGACAAUGAGGUUCCGACUCCGAACGAUAGAGAUGAAGAGGAUGACAGUUUUACGGGAGAUGUCCACACCCCUUUACACCCCUUCUCUCAUUCCCGUCUACACGAUCCCCAUCUAGAUCAUGAAAUGGAUGGCGUAGAUGGUGACGAGGAUUCGUCACCAGAGUCUAGCGAUCGCGAAGACUACUCGCUGAGGCCUGGAAUCUAUCGUGUCCUAUUUGCAUUUACAGCGGAAAGUCCGGCAGAGAUGAGCGUCAAUGAGGACCAGUUGAUACGGGUUCUCGGAAGGGGGGGAGGAGAAGGGUGGGUAGUAGCACUCCGCUCUUGGACACCUGAAGACACUCUUCCGGAUAUGCGUGCGCUCACCGAGGAAGCGAAUCAUGAGGAAGAACAUGGUCUUGUCCCUGAAAGCUAUAUUGAGCUCUAUCGAGCAGGAAUAUCUGGGGACUAUUGA